CGAGCACGGAGUGGCGGGAGGGAAAAAGCGGAGGGGAGCAGCAAGAAAAAUAAAUGAGUGGUUAAAGCGAAACGGCGCGUCUGCCGUCGGUUCCGUUCAAACCGAUAAUCGCUCUCGUUCUUUUUAUUUUUUUUAAAAAAAGAAAAGUAUAUAUAUAGAGAGAGAGAGAGUGAGAGAGAUUUUGAGACCGCGGCGCUGGCCGCGUGGAAAGUGCGGCGCGGAGCCUGGGUUUGCGGGAAGGGCCGGGCCGGGCGGCUGAAGAUGGCGUGUUUGCUGGAGGCUCCGAUGCGGAUGAGUGUCCUCUCGGAAGUUACAGCCAGCAGUCGUCACUAUGUCGACAGGCUAUUUGAUCCUGACCCCCAGAAAGUUCUACAAGGUGUCAUUGACAUGAAAAACGCUGUCAUUGGGAACAACAAGCAGAAAGCCAAUCUGAUUGUGCUGGGGGCAGUACCAAGAUUGCUGUACCUUCUACAACAAGAGGCUUCCAGUGUUGAACUUAAAACCGAAUGUGCAGUUGUGUUGGGAAGCCUUGCAAUGGGAACAGAAAAUAACGUGAAGUCUUUGCUGGACUGCCACAUAAUUCCAGCAUUACUGCAAGGCCUUCUUCUUCCAGAUCUGAAGUUUAUAGAGGCUUGUCUUCGCUGUCUUCGCACAAUAUUUACAAGCCCCGUGACUCCAGUGGAGGUACUUUAUACAGAUGCUACUGUGGUUCCUCAUCUGAUGUCUUUGCUCAGUCGAUCUCGAUACACACAGGAGUAUAUCUGCCAGAUCUUCUCACACUGCUGCAAGACUCCAGAACACCAGGCCGUCUUGUUCACCAAUGGUGCAGUACAGAAUAUUGCACAUCUACUGACGUCACCUUCAUACAAAGUUCAGAUGCAGGCACUAAAAUGCUUUUCAGUAUUGGCCUAUGAAAAUCCUCAGGUUUCAUUGACUCUUGUAAACGUGUUGGUAGAUGGAGAAUUGUUACCCCAAGUAUUUGUGAAGAUGAUGCAGAGGGAUAAACCUAUUGAAAUGCAGCUGACAUCUGCAAAAUGUUUGACUUACAUGUGCAGGGCUGGAGCAAUUCGCACAGAUGAUAAUAGUAUAGUUUUAAAGACACUCCCAUGCCUAGUCAGGAUGUGCAGUAAGGAAAGGCUGCUGGAGGAGCGUGUGGAAGGAGCUGAAACCUUGGCUUACCUGAUAGAACCAGACGUGGAACUGCAGAGGAUUGCUAGCAUCACAGAUCAUCUUAUUGCAAUGCUUGCUGAUUACUUCAAAUAUCCUAGCUCAGUCAGUGCAAUCACGGAUAUAAAAAGGCUCGACCAUGACCUCAAACAUGCUCAUGAACUUCGCCAAGCUGCGUUCAAGUUGUAUGCCUCCCUUGGAGCGAAUGAUGAAGACAUCCGGAAGAAGAUAAUCGAGACUGAAACUAUGAUGGACCGCAUUGUCACUGGCUUAUCUGAGUCUAGUAUCAAAGUGCGGUUAGCUGCUGUCAGGUGUUUGCAUAGCCUCUCCAGAUCAGUACAGCAGCUACGGACAAGUUUUCAGGAUCAUACAGUAUGGAAACCACUAAUGAAGCUGUUACAAAAUGCCCCUGAUGAGGUACUUGUGGUGGCGUCGUCAACACUGUGCAAUCUUCUCCUCGAAUUCUCCCCAAGCAAAGAGCCCAUCCUGGAAUCGGGAGCUGUGGAUCUAUUGUGUAACCUUACACAGAGUGAGAAUCCAGCACUCCGAGUCAAUGGGAUAUGGGCUUUAAUGAAUAUGGCCUUUCAAGCUGAUCAGAAGAUAAAGACAGAUAUUUUGCGGGGAUUAAGUACCGAACAGCUCUUUAGAUUGCUGUCGGAUUCAGAUGUGAAUGUACUAAUGAAGACUCUCGGCCUCCUCAGGAAUCUCCUAUCCACCAGGCCUCACAUAGAUCAGAUUAUGAGCACUCAUGGAAAGCAGAUAAUGCAAGCAGUGACACUUAUCCUGGAAGGGGAGCACAAUAUUGAAGUCAAAGAACAGACUCUGUGUAUACUCACAAAUAUAGCAGAUGGAACCACAGCAAAGGACCUUAUCAUGACCAAUGAUGACAUCUUACAAAAAAUUAAAUAUUACAUGGGUCAUUCAAAUAUAAAACUCCAGCUUGCUGCUACAUUUUGUAUAUCUAAUCUCAUCUGGAGUGAGGAGGAAGGUUCCAAUGAACGUCAGGAUAAACUCAGAGAGUUGGGCAUAGUGGAUAUUUUACAUAAAUUGGUUUUAUCUACAGACCCCAACCUUUGUGACAAGGCAAAGACAGCACUGCAGCAAUUUCUGUCGUGAGUCUCCAGCCUGGUGUCCCACCCAAAGCUCCAAAUACAUGGCAGGAGGGGGUUUCAGUGGGAAGCCGAGCCCUGGCUCUUUUGUGCACACGUCACCUUGGACUGCAGUUUUUUUGCAUGCAGUGAUUCGUGAAGAAACGUUAAUCAUUCAGGAAGAAGAAAGCAAUGCAGCAGAAAAAGAGGUUCAGUCUCAACAUAACUGCUUCCAUGAACUACUUGGAGACUUUAUCAACUUUGAGAAUAAUCUGGUUACCCCCCCACCUCCCCCUCCCUUUGAGCCUGAAAACAAUUCUGCUCAUGCUGCAGCUAUUUUGGUGUGUGACUGAUUACUUUUCUGAAUUCAUUUUUGAAAUAAUUUUUUCUACAGUUUUUCCAGGGUAGUGUAUUGCUUGCUGAAUGAAUGCUGUACUUGGUGUAAAGGAUUUACUCAUAGAGAACACCUUAAAGAUAAUGUAAUAUUUAAACAAAACUGUACAAAAAAUAUAUAUAAUUUUGGUCAGAAGCUCCAGAGAGAGUGAGUAUGUAAAAUACUGUGUGCAUUUGAUUUAACCCAAUUUUCUGCAUUUACUUUGAGACGGCAUCUAUUUAUGGGCCUACACAGGUAGUAUUCGAUUCCAGGAGGAAGGGCACAGCUGAACUGGCCUUUACCUCUGAAAAUCCAGGUACAAAUCCAGCUCAGGGAAAGGUAAUGAAGGAGUUCUCUCACUGGCACUCAUUGACUCUUUUAAUAGCACUUACCUGAUUUCCCUUUGAACAGUUGGUAGUUCUGAUCUUCAGUAGAAGUUUGCUUCAAUGAAAGCAUGGCUGGUACCAUUGGAUUGAGCAACAGUGGUUUAUCCAUUGCACAGUCAGCUUGACCCCCACUGCUGCUAUCUUCCAUUCUCUGGAGAGGCCUGGGAUUCAGUGUAGUCAAUCAGAUAUUGAAGCUUUUCUGAAGUUGGUGUCACGAAAUAGCAAUGGGUCAUUUCAGGGAACAUUUACAUCUAAAUUAUGCCUCAGGCAGACAACCACUUCUAUUAGUCUGGUAUUUACAGUUGGUACAGCAGCUGUAUUAAUGGCGUUGAUACACCUUCCUUCCAGAUGCAAGUUGUUUGUACAAGUAAUACAGAGUGCCAACAUGUCAUCAGUGCAUUGGCAAUGUGGAGUGGGACAUCUUCCCAACAUGAUUCACCUUCAUCUGCACAAGUACUGUACAAACAAAGGUGCGGACACUUACUUUGUAAGGUCGCUGAGUGUGGCAAUGGCCAACUUCAGCAUCAGUUCAAUUGUUCUAAUCCUGUUUAAUCACCAAUCAAACGCUACACUACCUAUUUUAGAAGGCAGAGUAAUACAUAGAAGAACAUUACCCAAGAUCUUUUCGUUUGCUCAAAUUCAACCUGUGUAGGCCAGCCGAAACAGAAUGCUGUCUUCGUUAUCUUUUUGAGUUUAAAGUUCACAGUUGAAACAACUAGCUGUUUGUUUUGCUGCUUUCUUGCUUUGAAUCCUUCAUUUCUCUCAGAAGACAGGCAUUUUAAUCUUAGCAAUCUAUCUAGUCGUUCAUUGCCAUGAAAAGAUUUAAUAUUUCUGUGCUAUUGGGUUUCAUGCAGCCGUACAAAGAAGGGAUUUCUUCCCCCAAGCUGGUUCUCAGCAAAUAAAAGAAACGGAAAGCUGUGUAAGGUUUUGCAUUGAACUUUCCAGUGUUUGUUAGUAUUUGUGUUGUCUUGGACAAGGUCUGUUGCUGCAUGGGUUGGUUCCUGGCCGUCGGCUGCUUAUAAUUAUUACUGUCUCAGCAGUUUUUCCUUUUUUGUUUUCGCACCAACGGACUUUUUUGUACAGAGACGAGAAAAUGGAUAUAAAAAAGUGAAUAUGGUAACAAUCAGAGGCUAAAGUAUUUUCUCCGAGCAUUGUUUGAACAUGCAACAAUAGCAUCAUUUCAAGAUUAAUCUGAGUGAAGCUUUUUAAAUUGCGACCAAUUUAAAUGCACUCCAAAUGGAUCAUUGUAAUCAUACUGUGUUCUAAACUAGUCUACUUCCUUUUUUUUGUCCAUGCGUACAGUUGAUCUGAAUAGGUUUUGCCUUGACACACAAGUGUUUUAAUAGCACCGUCUCUGUAAUUAUAAUGCGAGAAGACUAUCACAUUUUUCUGACGUCAUUUAAGCUCCACUGACUGAAGUCGGUUAUCUAAGGACUGGCUUCUUGGGCUGUUUUAUAUAACACUGGUUAUGAAACAUUAGUUUUUGUCUAUUUACUAGAGUCUGUUGUGAUAUCAGUAUAAUGUACUCAUAUUCAUGGUGUUUGUGUGCAGGAAAUUUAUAUUUUCUUAUUAAAAGAAUGAUUUUCAGUUAA
Molecule: messenger RNA, 4606 nt
Organism: Callorhinchus milii (elephant shark)
Lineage: Eukaryota; Metazoa; Chordata; Chondrichthyes; Chimaeriformes; Callorhinchidae
Gene: armc8
Product: armadillo repeat containing 8
Exons: 22
Coding region: 262-2283 (673 amino acids)
Biological process (GO): proteasome-mediated ubiquitin-dependent protein catabolic process
Cellular component (GO): GID complex
Molecular function (GO): protein binding
Source: RefSeq, a predicted model, not a curated record